Dermochelys coriacea (leatherback sea turtle) is the source of this 6497-nucleotide messenger RNA. RefSeq names its product GRB2 associated binding protein 1 (gene GAB1). The record is from RefSeq and is a predicted model, not a curated record. The transcript is spliced from 12 exons. Lineage: Eukaryota; Metazoa; Chordata; Testudines; Dermochelyidae. The coding region runs from base 544 to 2457 and encodes 637 amino acids.
AAAACUGAUUAGUGCUGUGAUUGAUACUUCAGCAUGUCAAGGGACUGGUAUAAUGGGCUGCCAUUGGGACUGCACUGUGAAACCACACACAGAUUACCUCAUCUCAUUAGAUGAUUGAAACCUUCAUUGAGUCUACAAGAUUGCACAGCUUUCAGAUGUACUGCAGUUGGCAAUUGCUGCUAAGAAUGCUUUCAGUUUCCUUUGGGAUAACGCUGAAAUGGUGAUUUUUUUGUUGUUUUUUGUUUUCGAUAAAAGUCACAGCUGCUGGAUGCCAGUACAGAAUGUUCCAUUUAAUCUUAUUUUAAAGCAUGGAAGAGGAGGUGGUUUGUGCUUCGCAGUGGCCGUCUAACAGGAGAUCCGGAUGUGUUGGAGUACUACAAAAAUGACCAUGCCAAAAAACCUAUUCGUAUUAUUGACUUAAACUUGUGUCAACAAGUGGAUGCGGGAUUGACAUUUAACAAAAAAGAGUUUGAAAACAGUUAUAUUUUUGAUAUCAACACUAUCGACAGAGUUUUCUACUUGGUGGCAGAUAGCGAGGAGGAGAUGAAUAAGUGGGUUCGCUGUAUUUGCGACAUCUGUGGGUUCAACCCUACAGAAGAAGAUGCUGUGAAGCCACUUGGCAGUUCUUUACAAGCAUCUGCUGAAUUACCAUUAGCAGUCAAUACUUCACCACCAUCUGUACAAGCAGAAUCAUCCCUACCUCCUCCAUAUCAACUAAUUAACAUCCCACCUCUGGAGUCUUCAUCUAGCCAAGAAGAUCCUCAGGAUUACCUAUUGCUAAUAAAUUGUCAAAGCAAGAAGCCUGAACCUACGAGCCCAGGGUCAUCCUUUAUCUCUGAAGAAGGGAAAGAAUAUCUACUACUGGAGGAUUUUGAAAGUAAAAAGAUUCCACUGCAAUUGCAUGCUGACUCAGCAAAAUCCAUCUGUUCUGAAACUGACUGCAAUGAUAAUGUAUCCUCCCAUAAAAAUUCUGCUCCAUCAUUGAGCAAGCAUGCAGUGAACGGCUUUUUUCAGCAGCAAAGUGCUUAUGACUCUCCGCCACCUCGAGCGGCAUCAGUGUCCGUAGACUGCAGCCUUUAUAACCUGCCUAGAAGUUAUUCACAGGAUGUUUUACCAAAGGCAACAUCUCCAUCUGGAACUGAUGCAGAAGGAGAGCAGCAUGUUUUCAGUACCCCUUCUGCUACAUCAUCAUUAGAUACACAAAUGAGGCAUUUCUCCAUUAGUUAUGACAUUCCCCCAACUCCUGGAGGUACUUAUCAGAUUCCACGAACUUUUCCAGAAGGAACUUCGAAGCUAGAGACUAUUCCAGAUAUUCCUCCACCUCGGCCACCAAAACCACAUCACACUUCAGAUCGAUCUCCCGUGGAAACCUGUAGCAUUACUCGUACUGCCUCAGACACUGAUAGUAGUUAUUGUGUCCCUACAGCAGGAUUGCCACCAUCACGCAGUAAUACCAUUUCCACUGUAGAUUUGAAUAUAUUUCGUAAAGAUAUUAGUUCUCAAGACUGCUAUGAUAUUCCACGAUCAUUUCCAAAUGACAGAGCUAGCUCACUGGAAGGCUUUAAAAACAGAAGCACGUUCACAGUGGGAAGUGUUUCAAGUGAAGAACUGGAUGAAAACUAUGUCCCAAUGAAUCCUAACUCUCCACCACGGCAGCAUUCCAGCAGCUUUACUGAACCCAUCCAAGACACAAACUAUGUACCUAUGACACCAGGCACAUUUGAUUUUUCAUUAUUUGGAAUGCAAGUCCCUCCACCCGCUCACAUGGGUUUCAGGUCCAGUCCAAAGACCCCUCCCAGAAGGCCAGUACCUGUUGCAGAAUGUGAACCACCACCAGUGGAUCGGAACCUCAAACCUGACAGAAAAGGUCAAAGUCCUAAAAUUUUAAGACCUAAACCACAUGGUUUAGAGCGAACUGAUUCACAAACCAUAGGUGACUUUGCUACAAGAAGAAAGGCAAAACCAGCUCCACUAGAAAUAAAACCUCUGCCAGAAUGGGAAGAAUUGCAAGCCCCAGUUAGAUCUCCUAUCACCCGAAGUUUUGCACGAGACUCCUCCAGGUUUCCUAUGUCUCCCAGACCGGAUUCAGUUCAUAGCACAACUUCCAGCAGUGACUCGCAUGACAGUGAAGAGAAUUAUGUACCCAUGAAUCCAAAUCAGUCCACUGAAGACCCAAUUUUGUUCGGCAGCAACAGUCUUGAUGGAGGAAGUAGCCCUAUGGUAAAACCGAAAGGAGAUAAACAAGUAGAAUACUUAGAUCUGGAUCUAGAUUCUGGGAAAUCUACUCCACCUCGUAAGAAAAAAAGCAGUGGUUCAGGGAGCAGUGUGGCAGAUGAACGAGUGGAUUAUGUUGUGGUCGACCAACAGAAAACACUAGCACUGAAGAGCACUCGAGAAGCAUGGACUGAUGGGAGGCAGUCUACAGAAUCUGAAACCCCAACUAAAAGUGUAAAAUGAAUAUUCUACUAUUCCUCAAAGAACAAAAGAACUAACAUUUAUCACAAUGAAUUUUGAUGAAAUACAGAACCAUAACUGCCAUGUUGCUUGACUGAACAGUACUUGGCAAUUCACUGGUGUGUAUUUUCCUGAAUGAAUAGAUGGAAGUCAAAGAACGCUUAAAAUAUAUCAAAGAAAUCUACGUCAGAGGACGUUUUAAAUGCAUCAAAGAAAUCUUAAAACCUUAAAUUGUGCCCUGUGUCUCUGGAUAAUUCAUCAAAUGUAAAUAAUGUGUAAAAAUAGUAUUGCUUGGCUCCCAGAAAACCUUUUGUUCUUCAUUUAACAUAUUUGUAGUAUUACUAUGUUUAUGCACUUUUUUAGUUAAAAUGUUGGUUCAGGUAUUCCCAGUUAAUGAAUUUUAAUGACAAAUUCAUUUUGAGAAUUUUUUCUUACACUACUAUACAUUACAAUUCUAGGUUAAUUAAGCUACUUGUAGAUAUGGAAAUUAAUGUUUGAACUUCAUUUUAACAACUUAGAAAUGAUUUAGCAGUAGUGUCACAAUUUAAUAAUCUACUUGAAAUGUCAAGAAUAAACGUUAGUUACAUACUGUUUUUAUAUUUAAUACAUGCAAAGAAUAUUUGGAAGUCUACAGGUUACCUUCCUAACGAAAAUUGCUGUGAGUUAAUAAUAAUGAACUACAUUGUUUUAGGAUCUAGCAACAUGGCUUAAACAUUAGUUAUUAGUGGUGGAACGUCUAUUCUAUUUUAUUAAUGACAGUGUUCUGUGUUCAUUGGGUGAAGAUUCUGCAGGGUGGGAUCUUACACUUUUAAGACUGAAUAAUUAAUUGUCAAGUAAACCUGCAAACCACUGAUGGCAUGCAGUAAUGUUGUGAUCUCACACUUAUUAACAAGUAGUAACCUUGAUAUUAUUUACAGAAGGUAGAAUUUAUAAAUAAUCAGGUACGUGCCAAGCACUGUUGUGCUAAUACACUGAUCAGGUUUAGACAAUGAACUUAGUUUUAUAUUUCUUAGAAGUCCUAAUGUUGGUUUUCAAUUUGAAAUUAAUGGGACAGUUUGACAUUCUCUGUUUGUAGUACUAGCACCAUACUGUGAUUUUGAAUUAGAUAGUAAUUCAAAUGGAAAUACUAUGUUUUGACACUAUAGUGCCCUUUCUACAAUCUUUAUUUUACUUAAUCUCCUGCUUUGCCUUAUAUUUAGAUCCCUAUGCAACUGAUAUUUUAUAUCUAUUUUUUAUAAAAUAGAUACUAUACCUAACUGAUCCCCUUGUUGCUUUUUCCUGGUACUGGAUUUAAAGCUUUCUGUACUGUGAUCCUUUUUGUUCACUAUCCCAGUUCCAAAUAAUAUUCUGCCUUGGUUUAGAACCAUAAUUUAGCUGUCAGGAAGAAAAUAGAUUUUCUUCAAAUACAUAAAUGACUUAAAUUUAUUAAUUAUAUCUGGAUUGAAAAUUUACUAACACUUUUUUUUUACACAGAUACCUUUAAAUAAACUAUCUCUUUUUGUCCAGACCUUUUAAAUGUUGAAUGAGUGUAUACGUGUGUUAGUCGUUUUCUGUCAUGCUGGCCUUAGUACUUUGCCUAAUCUACCAUAGGUUUUUUUUUCCAAUUUACAGUAUGUAAACUGUUUUAUUCUUAACAAGGGUUCUUUUUAAAUUAGUAAUAUUUUGAUGCUUUGAAUGUUCCUUUUUUAACAAAAAGAAAACCAAAUACAGUGCAUUUUGAGGUGAAUUUUAAAUAAAUCAAAUUGUUCAGUUUUGAUGUGUAAACUCUGUCCAAUGGAACCACAAAACAAUACAAAUUAAGAUAUAUGGGAAAAGUGCCUAAUUACCAAACACAGUUUUUUCUGUGAAGUUGCUAGAUUGUAGAUACAAUAAACAGUACUUCUAAAAAACUAAACCUAAAAAUAUUUUCAAAAGCAAGUUGCUGAGAAAAAACCCCAAACUGCAAAAUUGGAUCAAAUUCCUGUCCCGUUGAAGCCAAUGGAAUUAUUGCCAUGGUCUUGAGUGAAACUAAGUAUGAGCUAAUUAUAACUAGACUGUCUUUUAAAAAAAAAAAAAAAAAGACAAAGGAGCAACUGUAUCAGGCUUCCACUCAUGCACAUCACUUUCAAGGACUGAAAUGUUACUGUACAUAAUUAUUCUUGCUGGUGAGCAAACUUUCCUUACUUUCUUCACCAAUGCUGCGACUGAAACAUCUAUAAGCAAAGCAUGUGUUUGGUACUCCACGUAAUAUGGGGUAGUCUUAUUUGGGAUACUAAUUUCUAAUUUUUUUUAUACUAUUAAAGCAGAAAUGGUAGGGACUGAUUUACCUCUCGCACCAAUCCUUCACAAGUAUACCGGACUUUAGAGGAGUUACUCCCAUUUUAAACUGAUCUUAGUGGAGAAUCAGACCUUUCAUUUAUUCUGAACAAUAAACAUGGUACUUAUCAAAGGGCUACCAUAAGGGGGCUCAAGGCCAAAAUUGUACGGAAAUACACAUUGAGGAGGCCUCAAAACACUGGGUUGAAAUUGAGUUUUCUUUUAAUUCUCUUCAGAUGGGAAAGUUUGGGGGUGGUGAGAGGGGUCACAGAGGUGUUUGUGAAAGAGAAUUUCUCAAUCCCCUGGAAGGGGAUGCUGCUCUGUCCCUCCUUCACUCCAUGACAGUGCGGCUCAGUCAGGAUUGUGCACUAUCAGUUUUUCAGUAUGACAUUUUUAUCUCCAGUACUCUGUUGCUUAGUAAACUAGUAGCAAUCUGGAGCUUUCCUUGACUCUUUCAACCAUUUCAGUGCUUCAGGGCCAAUUUUUUUUUAAAGCUGGGUUUCCUGAAGUUGCGCACCAGUAUCAAUAUAUAGGUGCCUAAAAUGAAUGGUUUUUCAGAGGUUUUCAGAGGUUUUUUCUGAGCACUUGUGACUCCUUUUGAUCUCAGUGCUUAACUUUAGGUACCCAAGUUUGAAAACUUUAGCCCUCUUUGACUAGACAACAGGCAUAGUUUGUGGUGAAUGAUGUAUCUGGUGUGCACUUAUGUCCUCACUUGAGUUAUAACUUCCAUUUUAUUAGACUUUUGAAUUCAAUAACAUCCAUAAUGUUAGUUUCAAUGAGCAAAAAUUGAGCAUUUUUUUUGUUUUUUUUAUUUGUUUUCCUAAAAGAGAAACUAUCAAACACCAGUUUCCAGAUGCUACAGGUAGUGUGGACAUAAUGCUUUUAAAAAUAAUAUUGGAGUGGUUUUCUUGACUGUGUUGGAUUUUAAUGUAUUUUGCAUAUUCAUUAUUGGCAUUACAUUAUUGUCAGCUUGUAUUGCCACACGGACAUUCAAAGAAAGGGUGGUAUUAAUACUGUAUAGUGUCCCUUGUUUCUAAUAACAUAGUUAAAGUAGAACUGUAUGCUGCCUAUUUGUUGUCAUGCUUCUCUGUUCUGUUGCUAUGAUUCUGACAUUUUAAAAUGUGCUGAAUUCUAAAUUUGGAGGAAGCAGAAGCAAAGCUAGACUACUGGCCUAUUGUGAUUUUCAGUUACUAACUUUAUGGAGGCACUCAGGUACUACAGUAAUGGGUGCUAUUAUAAGGACCUCAAUAGAUGUGAAUGCAAAAAGAGUUUGUCUUGGCGAUGUAUUAUGUUCUUUUCAAGGACCAGGUAAGCUAUAGAUUUCUUUGUUGGUAUAGUAUAUUGUGAAUUACUGGAUGGAUGCAUCAUUUAUCACAUUAUUUACAAUGAACAAUGGUAAUUUAAGGCAUAAGGCAAAAUCUAUAAAAUAAAGUAAAUGCCAUUUGAAUCUAAUCUGAGCAACUCAAAACUGUUUUUCAGUUUCAAGGUAAGAGUUGGUUUCUUCUUAACCAUUGAAAUUUGUCUCUAGCAAAUCUUCUCACAAUUUUCCCCUUCCUUGAGAUGCUUUAAACACUAAAUAGAAUUCUGCCUUAUUUCGGAAGUUUUAAAAAAGUAUAUAUUGGUCUAUUACAGAACAGAAAAAGAGAGAUAAAUCCAAAAAGAAAUUCAUGCAAACUAAAAACUCUGUAGUGCCUAGAGUAUUAAGAACCUGACUUCAAAAAUUCCUAUAUUCAGUGUCACUGAAUGUC